CUAAAUGUCUUUAAAUUUCGUGUAUGUAGGCAUGAUGAUUGUUUGAUUUGAGUAGUUAUCCAUUAGAAAGAACUUGUGAAAUACGACCCUAGUGCAUCCUUGGACUUUACUUCUAUGAUAUGUUGUGUGCACGUUAGUCGCUCACGUUCUUUUGGGAGUAGCCACCGAACAUAGCUUGUAGUUGUUCUAUUCGAACACUAUUUUCUGACUUCACCACCGGUCUCCCCCUCCCCUCAUUUUGGAUGGUGUUUUAUGACUUUGGCCCCUAGUUGAAUUCUUCAAAGUAUACGUAUCGGGUGGGAGGUUGCAACACUUGCUAGUUUUUUAGAUUAAAUAAAAUUAGGUGUGUGGCAACGGUCCGGUGCGAUACAACCCAGACAAACCCAUAAAAACCACUAUCCAAUAGUAAAAUAAAUUUCGAGAACCAAAAAUCAGAGCAUCAUUACAUUCGCUCCGAUUUAGACCACUCAAAAUAUCAAUUUCGAUCAAGUUCUAUUCGAUGAUUAUAAAAAUUCAUGUAACAAAUAAUUGAAUAGAGUUAUAUUUGAUUCGGUAUAAUCUGUUCCGAACGAUUUCAUCUAAGACUAAUUUGAUUCACACCCCUUGCCCUUAAAUAAUAAUAUAAUAAAACUAUAUCAAAUAGUGGGGAAAGCUAAGAGAGAGAAAAGCAGUACCGUUUUUUCCCCAUUUUACCACCUGCCGGUAGGUAAACAAUAAUUGACCAUAUUAGCUUUUUGCCAAUUAAAGGCAGGGAUUUUUCCAGAAAUAGCACUGUUUAAAAAAAAAUUCCUAAAAUAGCACCUAAGUCCGAAAAAUUCCAAAAAUAGCACCCUUUUCCAAAAACCGCUCCCUACCAGUGCGGUUUAGGCGAAAACCUCCACCCAGGGGCGCGUUUUUCAAUGAAAACCGCACCCCCAGGGGGCGGUUUUGCAGACCGCACCCCCACCAUGCGAUUUGGUUGCAGAUCGCACCCCCAAGGAAACUUCAAACGGACGUAUCUUUGUGUUCGGGUAUCCAAUCGUCGCAAAAAUUUUUUUGAUUCCGCAUAAAUUUUUGAGAUCUUGCAAGCCAAAGGUGGAUUGGUCCCGCCUUCAUCCCAAAAAAUGUCGUUUGCUACCCCGAACGAGCUUUUUUCCGAUUUCGUCAAACUUUGGACAACCAUAACUUUGUGCUCCAAAAUCCAAACAACAUGAAUUUUUUUUUAUUUCACAUAACUUUUUAAGGACUACAACUUUUAUCAUAGACACAACUUUUAUGAGGUGUCUGUUUAUUCAUGAACGGAUCCUCUGCAGCACCUCAGCAACUUGUCCAAUCCUUCCUGCAACCAUAACAGUUACUUCUUUUGUUGCUAUGAGAUAUUUGUUUAUACUCUGACUUUGAGCUUGGCGGCAGCCUGGCUGCUCUAUGAAUUGUCCAACACCAAGUCAUCUCCCUUGCUAAUCUUUGUUCAUGGUAUAUAUUUCGCUGCUUACUGAGUGCUUCAUGGUAUGUGGUUGCAGUAGUCCUCAACAAGUAUCUUUCGGUUGGAGUUCCUUGUUUGCUAUAGGAGUUCAUUGAUAUGGCGUCGUUAUCUCAUGAAAACUGGGCUCAAGUUGAAGAACAUGAAGGCGUUCUAUACAUAAGAGCGAUUUUGAACCGUGGAAUCGGGGACUGCACAGUGCGUCAUGGCUGUGUACCGUAUACUUUUCAACAAGAAUUAAGGGCUUUUUCACGAGGAUGCAAUGCUCAGUGCGACUCUGUGUUGAAGAGCAUUACCCCAUAUGUUCGUGAUGCCAAAGUGUACUUCAUCUAUAACAACUACUCCUUUACUCUCAAUGAAAUCAACAAUUUGGAAGAUCGAAAAAUCGUCUCUAAUGGAAAGCUCACAGACAGUUUCCUAAAUUUAAUGAGGUACAAAGCUAAUAUUUCAAGUUUUUAUUAAUAUUAGUUUGGUUGGUGUGAUUUGCUGAAGUUUCGGUUUUCCCCCCAUUAAUAUUAGCUAAAAAUGUCUAUGUUUUAUAAUAAAUAGGAACAUACUUCUUGCUUUAGAAGAUAUGCACUAGGGGAAGAAUCUGAUACAUUGCAACAUAGCUGCACGAAAUAUUGUUGUUAUUGCAACUGGAGCUGAGUUUUGCGUCAAAUACACGGGUCUCGGAGAUGAUACUGUUAGGGGAGAUUGUGCAAGGUUUUAUUGAUCAUAAAAAGUCAGAGAUUGUAAUGCUUUGGCAGAUGUACUUACAACUAUAGUCCGUGACUCACUAAUUCCAGCUUCGUUGCCUCCAUUGUUUACUGCUGUUAUGGCACAAUUGAGGUGAGUUUUCUUUCCUUUUGUUAGUUAUUUAUCUCAUAUGUAUUAUUUGUAUUGUCUCUUAAAGGUCCGGUUUAUUUAUUUUCAUCGUCUUCCUUUGCAGAACCAUUGGGUGCAGACACUUGUCGAAUUCAUUCUUCUUCUUGCAGAUAAAUGCUUUCAAAUCAGCAUUCCACGGGUACUUGCCCAUUAGUCCCAAUAGUUGGAUAGAUCAAGCAAGCAAGAAUUCUCAACUGUUUGAAGUCUUAAAGUACCCAACAAAAAAGGAGUACGGCAACAUGGAUGCGUUUUCUUUUCUGCGAUUUUGUCGAAAUGCUAUUAUGCAUUAUCCGAAUACAGCCGAGGUACUUAUUAGUUAUUACUACAAUUCUAGAGUGGCCAAUUCAUUCUGUUCAUUUUUAAGACUUGAAUUGGUUACUAGUUAUUUUAUUUGUACAGGGCCAGAAAACCAGUUUUGAAGUUUAGUGGGAAGCUCUCUACCAAAUUUCACCAGACUUGAAUUGGUUACUAGUUAUUUUAUUUGUACAGGGCCAGAAAACCAGUUUUGAAGUUCAGUGGGAAGCUCUCUAUCAAAUUUCACCAGAUUUUUUCCUCAACUUGCAUGAAUACUUAUGUAAAAUUCAUAUCAUCGUUGUUGAGUAGACAUAUGAGAAAUGUAAGGUAGGUUUUUUGAGUAGAGCACCAACAGAAGGCUUCGAUCAGCCCGAAUCUUCCAAUGAUCUUUCGUAGUUUGCUGUGCUUAUCUAUAUACACCUGAGAUCUGUAUUAUGUCAGAAUGAUGUCAAUGAACUGGGUUGAACGGCUAGCCAGCUGUUUGUGUUUACUUCAGUUUCAUAGCCUUAUGCAAACGAGUAAUUCCUAUUGUAUUGCAUUUGAGUACUUGAAACAAGUUACUGAAAGUGGACUCUAUGGGCACCCGAGAUCUGUGUUGUGUCGGAAUUAUGUGAAGUGGAUUCUAUAGCUCCUUGAUAAGAGGCAACCUUCGAGUGUUGUUUUUAUUGCUGAGGGGUCCAACUUGUUCUCCCAUAAGAAUUCAAUCUUCGUUGAAGUUCGAGAUUCCUUCAACACAUCAAAAUUUGUGAAUUCCAUUUCUUGGUCUCAAGAAGGGCACUACUAUUUACCUUAAAGCUACAGAUGUUAAUGCACAAAUAGAAACCUACUGCUAUGAGAUCUGUUAUAUCAGCUGCAUUCUAUGUUUGCCAGAAAUUAAUAUCUUUUUGUUGACUGCUUAGUUCAUUGUGAAUGUCAAACCUGAUUUGGAUUUCUGUGGCUUAGGUGAGACAUCGUCGGAGGAAACAUCAUGGGAUAGAGGGGGGAAUACAUGUUGUAUUCUCUAUGGAAAAACCAAAAGCCAAACUGCUUUCAUUCAAGGGACCAAGUGGAGAAGAAGAAAAUCUUUCUGAUUAU
Messenger RNA from Linum trigynum, 3694 nucleotides. The record is from the annotation of a GenBank genome assembly. Lineage: Eukaryota; Viridiplantae; Streptophyta; Magnoliopsida; Malpighiales; Linaceae.